Molecule: messenger RNA, 1620 nt
Organism: Ipomoea triloba (trilobed morning glory)
Lineage: Eukaryota; Viridiplantae; Streptophyta; Magnoliopsida; Solanales; Convolvulaceae
Exons: 2
Coding region: 1-1620 (539 amino acids)
Molecular function (GO): nucleic acid binding; zinc ion binding
Source: RefSeq, a predicted model, not a curated record
AUGUCAAAUGAUCCAACAGCGUUAGGAAACAUUAACCUUGAAAUUCCUAACUUUACUGGUGAGAAAGGACCAAUCGAAUACAUAGAAUGGGAGAAUGCUGUUGAAACUCUUUUUGAUUUAAUGCACUAUUCUGAUCUUGCCAAAAUUAGACUAGUUGCUACAUCUUUUAAGGGGUAUGCAGUAUCUUGGUGGCGAAAAAGAAACAGAGAGAGAGUUGCUAAUUUUAUUCCCUACGAAUCUUGGGUUCAAGUAAGGGAAGAUAUGCACCUAACCUUUCGUCCUAAGUCUUUUUUCUAUGAUCUUGAAAGAAAAUUGCAGGGAACGGUGCAAGGAACGAUGUCAGUUGAUGAGUACCACCAAACUAUAAAUAUUUUGCUCAAACAGGGACACAUACACGAAGAAGAGACAAGAACUGUUGCUCGUUUCUUACAUGGAUUGAACUUAGAAAUUCGAGGUGGAAUGAGUAUUCAAAGAUAUGACACCCUUUAUGAAGCCUUGUAUGCUGCACGUGAAUCUGAGGCAAAAAUCAAAGAGAUGAAAAUAUACAAGUCCAACAAUGGUGAAUUAAGAUGGAACAAUAGUCGUUCUACCCCUCAAAGGUGUGAUGAACAUCCUCCUCCAAGAGAUGAUUCACGAGACAAAGGUAAAGAAAAGGUAAGUGAGGUAGUGAGGCCUCAGCGUGAUAGAGAAUUGAUUUGUUAUAGAUGUAAUGAGAGAGGCCACAUGGCUCGUGAUUGCCUUAACAAGAGGGUAGAUAAGAUAACAAAACAAUUUGAAAAAUUUGCUCAUUAUCUUGAAAAUAAGUCUGAGGAUGAGGUAUGUGACCAUUUUGAAACUCCCAAUGAACAUGCUGAGGCGGAACCAUUCAUACCUUUAGAUGUUGAGCCUGAAUAUACUGAUAGUGAGCCUAGUCAUACUCUUGUUCCUAAGGAGGUUUUGAAUGUUCACCCUUUAAAAGAAGAUGAGUCUCAAAGAGAAAAUAUAUUUUGUGCUAAAGGGUCAUUAAGAGGGAAUACUUGUACUGUGGUAAUAGGUUCUGGAAGUUGCACAAGUGUGGCUAGUGCAGCUAUGCUUAGAAUUUUUCAGUUACCUUUGCUUGAUUACCCAAAUCCUUAUCCAUUGCAAUGGUUAUCUGAUGCAAGAGGAGUUGGAGUAACCAAGCAGGUUCUUAUUCCUUUAUCUAUUAACAGUUACUUUGACGAAAUUUUGUGUGAUAUUACCCGAAUGCAGGUUUCUCAUAUCUUGUUAGGUAGACCAUGGAAAUUUGACAUAAAAAUAAGUUAUGAUGGAAUGAGGAACACUUAUGUGUUUCACAUGAAUGGAGUUAGAUAUGUCUUGCCCACUUUGUCUCCUAAACAAGUAGAAGAAAUUCAAUUGAGGUUGACGCAAGCUCUCAAACCAACGUCGAAGAAAGAAGAAAUCAAAGAGAGCAAAGUGGAACCUCUAUGUUUGCAAUUACAGUCGCCAAUCCAAUCCUCUAACUCAGUUUGUAGCCAAACAAAGGGACCACAAUUAGCGAUACAAUUGAAAGGACUAGACCAAGGUGUCAAAGUGGAGCCUCUCUUGGAUAAAGUUAAUUGGAGCAACUCGUGUCAAGCAUCCCAAGAAGAAGUUACAUGA